Molecule: messenger RNA, 2258 nt
Organism: Bradysia coprophila
Lineage: Eukaryota; Metazoa; Arthropoda; Insecta; Diptera; Sciaridae
Source: RefSeq, a predicted model, not a curated record
UAAUAUUUUGUUUAAUGUUAACACAGACGUUGUUUACGUACAAAAAUUCGAAAAGUCGAAUUUACAAAGUGAGUCUUACGAAGAAUUACUUUGGAAGAGCGAGCAAAAUGGUUGUUAUCCAACCGAGUACGGACACUUUCGAGAGCUUCAAAGAGGAGAUAUUCAGACGAUUUCCUGAUCUGAACCAAAAAUUGGAACUGUUUUAUGAAGAUGCCGACUCCGACAAAAUCACAAUCAUCGUCUCUCAGAAUUUUGAAAUAUUUAAACAACUGAACAUUGACGACGUAUCGAUUGUUAUCACAGAUCUUGAUUCAAUGACGUUUUUUGUUAAGAACGAUGAUACCAAAUCAUCGUCAUUGUCACAAAACAAUGGAUCACGUCCAAAUGUCGAUGCAACUGUAAAGGUCGAAAAAGCUGAAGCAGUGAAAACUAAAACUAAAAGAAUGUCAUCACAAUCGUCAGUUGAACCAUCGCCAUCGGCGAAACGAGCCAAAACACUAAACGAAAGUACCGGACGCCCUCGGAUAAUUAUGUCUAAACAGAAAUCGUAAGUUUAUUCUCCAAGCGGAAACUUCUAUCAAUUAUUUUCGUAACUUCUCUUCGAUUUUAAAAAUUCUCUGAAUUUUGUGAAACGCAGUUAAUUGCUUCUAUGAAUUUCUAAAGUUGUUCUCAUAAAGUUCUGAUAAUGUUGCAAAAUGAAUAUAAAGCAGAUUAAGAGCAACGAAAUGAAGUGGUCUCAUCUUUGUGUCAAAUCAAAUUAUGUUAAUUAUGCGCGAUUCCGGCGAGGAUUAUUUAUUUGAGAGCGAUUAGAAAAUGCGUCCUUCGUAUAAAAUAAUAUAUUUCAGAAUGAAUAAAUGAUUCCAUUGCUGAUUCUCAAAUUCCAGUUUCCAUAAUUGAUUCCCUUUUAAAUACCAUGGCUAAUUCUGUGACCAUAACCAAUUCUAACCAAAUCAAUUAAUUCUGAAGAAUUGCACCAACAAAUUCGUAUAACAAUAAUCUCUUCCGAAUCAGCUCCUACAUACUGCACUAAUUCUUUUUCGUCUAACAGUAGCAGCAUUCUGUAUUUCCAGUUAUUGUAGUUCGUUCCAUUAAAUAGAAGGUACCUCGUCGUACUUUUAUCGUCUUCCAUUCUGCCUUUACUUUGUGAUCUGGGCCCAUAACCUGUUAAUUAUGCGCGAUUAUGCGUCCUUCGUAUAAAAUAAUAUAUUUCAGAAUGAAUAAAUGAACAAUUUCAAAGUUCAAAGCAUACUAAAACCAAUACCGUUUGAAGGCUUCUUGAUCAUUUCAAUUACAUCAACCAACAAAUUAUACGAAAAAAUAUCUACCGAGUCCUUAGACGGUAAUUGUUCUUUUCCACUCCAUCGGCUUGCAAAUUCUCUGUUCGACAGUAAACGGAGAGUCAAACAGAGUAAACGCCCGGGUAGCUCUACUGAGGAAUACUCUCUGAAUCGUGAAAUCGGCUGCUAGCAAUCUUACAUCAUUCCAUUAAAUAUGAAUAUUUUCAAUUCCAUUUCUAAGUUCUAUGGUGCGCACUCACUUCAAUUUUUCUGAUUUAGUUCAUCAUGAAACAAUAAAAUCCGUGAGUAGCGUUAAUUAGAAAUGAAAUUCAAAAUGUUUUAAUAUUUAACGAACGGCGGGCACGAGACUCAUCUGUCAUCUAUACAUCAAGUUGAUUUCUAAGUUUUGUUUCUUUGUUCGUAUUAACAAGACUGUAGACUUGGGGAGGUCAAUACUAAAAAUUCACCGCGCCAUAAAAAUUCGAUUUUGGUAAAUAAAAUGGUGAUUUGUGUGAUGUCCCCAAAGUUUACAUCCUUGGGGAUUGAUACAUUCCCGAUUUGUUACAAAAAUGAUCAAUUCUGUAGUUAAAUGAGACCUUGUAAAACCAUAAAUGCAUACCACAGCAGCUCACAGCUCACAAAAGCGACAGAUCAAAGAGACUAAAAAUUUAUCAUUUCUGCGGGUUUCGUUGAACAAUAAGUUGUGUGGUUUAGUUAAAUCUUAAAAAUAUACAUAAGUACACUGAGAAUUUAUGACUGUGAUAUUACCCUUCGUCAAUUGUAUCAAUAUUCGUGCAUUCAAUACUUUAAAGACGUUUAAUAAGACUUAUCGUUAAUUGGUCAUCAAUUUCGUCACAGUACUGCUCUUAUCACAAAAGUCUCCAAAUUUGACCCUUGUCAAUUCAGUGUAGGAGCAGUGCUGUGAUUUCGUCCGGGUCUUCAAGUGAAUUGUUACACAAGUAUUGACGCAAUAGACAUCAA